GGGGAAAGGCCCAAAGGCACGUCAAGCAGCAUAGACAUAGGAGAGGAGAGAGGGAGAGGGGGGAAGGGUUCAUCCAUUGGUAAAGCUGAAGAUGAAGGAGGCCGCGGCGGAGCUGGGGCACCUGCUGGUGUUCGCCUUCCUCUUCUGCGUGGGCGCCUUCAUGGUGGCGCCGGUGAUCACCGACGUGACCAUGGCGGCGCUCUGCCCCGGCCAAGACCAGUGCUCCCUCGCCAUCUACCUCACCGGCCUGCAGCAAGCCAUCACCGGGCUGGGUGCGCUGGUGGUCACGCCGGUCAUCGGCAACCUCUCCGAUAGAUACGGCCGCAAGGCGCUGCUCGCUCUCCCGGCGACCCUGUCCAUCGUUCCACUGGCCAUCAUGGCUUUUAACCAGACGAGGCCAUACUUCUACGCCUUCUACAUCGCCAAGACGCUGACGGCGAUGGUCUCCGAGGGCGCCAUGAUGUGCCUCUCGCUCGCCUACGUGGUAACCAGCUCCAUCGCCUCUCUCGCCAACUUUAAGUUUUUUCCAAUAUUUCCAUACAUGACUGGAGCUCAGCUGGAUGCAAUGCAUGGAUUGCUCUCUCUUUCUCCGCGUGUCGUGCAGGCCGACAAGGUGCCCGAGGGGCGGCGAGCGGCGGCCUUCGGGGUGUUCUCCGGCGUCUGCACCGCAGGCUUCGUAGGCGGCACCAUCGCGGCCCGCUUCCUCUCCGUGUCCUCUACGUUCCAGGUGGCGACGUUGGCGUCGGUUGCUGCGGCGGUGUACCUGAGGGCCUUCGUCCAGGAGACGGACCGCGGAGCCUCGCUGCUGCGCGAGGAGGAGGCCUCGCGCCUGCUCUUUCCUCCCUCCUCUAGCCCCGAGGAGGCGUCGCCGAGGCUCCCGCCUCUCCGGAAGGCGCCGUCGCUGUUGGAGAUGGCCACCCUUCUAACCAGCAGCUCAACUUUCACGAGAGCAGCGGUCGUCACAUUUUUCCAUGGCCUUGGCGAAACAGGCCUGCAAACUGCAUUACUGUAUUUCCUGAAGGCCCAAUUCCACUAUACCAAGAACCAAUAUGCUAAUUUGUUGCUUAUUAUUGGCAUUACAGGAAGUUUCUCACAGCUGACCGUGAUGCCUCUCUUAGCGCCGAAGCUGGGUGAGCAGAAGCUACUUGUCGUGGCACUUACAGGGAGCUGCGUGCAUGGAUUCCUAUACAGCAUUGCAUGGUCAUUCUGGGUCCCUUAUCUUGCUGCAAGCUGUGUGAUUCUAAGCAUUUUGGUCGGCCCUUGUAUAAGGAGCAUUGUAUCAAAAAAAGUAGGGCCUUCUGAGCAGGGAAUGGUUCAAGGCUGUAUUACAGGAAUCAGCUCAACUGCAAGUGUCAUAUCUCCUCUAGUUUUUACUCCGCUCACAGCAUGGUUCCUAUCAGAGACCGCACCUUUCAACUUCAGAGGUUUCAGCCUGGCUUGUGCUGGAUUUGCUACGUUGGUGGCACUCACAAUGAGCAUUAAUAUGAGGCCAGCAGAGGUUCAGCCAGAUACCAGAUAGAAGAACUACUGAAUACAUGUCGAUGUACAGAUGGUAGAUGCCUAUAAUGCUAAUACUCUUACUCAGUAUCAAUAGCCGUGGUCAAUUAAGGUAGCUGUUCCAUCCUCUGCAAUUGACAAAUAGGGACAGCAAAUAGUGGUGUAAAGUAUCAAAAGUAGAAGCAGAUCCACAGGCUUCAGUUUGUAAAUUGUAUUCGGUAACUGACACUACAAGUACAAGGUCAAAUAAAGGUAGCUGUUCCAUCCCGUGCAGUUGACAAUAGGGCAGCAAAUAGUGGUGUAAAGUAUCAAAAGUAGAAGCAGAGCCACAGGCUUCAGUUUGUAAACUGUACUCAAUAACUGACACUACAAGUACAAGGUUGAUUCGACAUAGCUAA
Aegilops tauschii subsp. strangulata is the source of this 1895-nucleotide messenger RNA. RefSeq lists its product as uncharacterized. Gene Ontology annotation, molecular function: transmembrane transporter activity. NCBI's taxonomy places the organism in Eukaryota, Viridiplantae, Streptophyta, Magnoliopsida, Poales, Poaceae. Gene Ontology annotation, cellular component: membrane. The record is from RefSeq and is a predicted model, not a curated record. Gene Ontology annotation, biological process: transmembrane transport.